Messenger RNA from Loa loa (African eye worm), 1401 nucleotides. RefSeq lists its product as hypothetical. The record is from RefSeq and is a predicted model, not a curated record. Bases 1 to 1401 code for a protein of 466 amino acids. The transcript has 2 exons. Lineage: Eukaryota; Metazoa; Nematoda; Chromadorea; Rhabditida; Onchocercidae.
AUGGUCGAAUCAACGGAUACAUUAAUACAAUUUAAUUCUAUUCCAACAGAACAAACUGUACUAUUUGCUAGUAACACUGUUGAUGAAAUUACAAGUAUUGGAAGUAGUAAUGAGGAUUCUACAAAUGAAUAUCAUACAUUAACCGAGGAAUCAACAAGAUUACAACAAUCUGCUAGUAAUACAAAUUCUCAUAUGACAACUAUCGAAGUAUUAUCAAAGUUUGAAAUGAAUGAUAGAAUUGAACAAACUAAAAUCAAUCAAUUAUCCGAAAAAUUGUUUACUGAUUUACCUUCCACAAAAAUAACAUUGGAAACUUUUGAAGCGGAAGCAACGAUUGAUUUUAGAACAAUUUCUGACAUGAAUUCACAAAUUUAUAAUUCUGAAAAUUCUACUAUGAUUCUACAUGCAACAUCAGAUACAACGAAAACGAUAAUGCCAUCGUCCCUGUCAUCACUAUCGCUUUCAACUAAUACAGCUUCUCAUCCAUCAUCAGAAAGGUCAAGUAAUGUCACAUUUGGUGGCAUUUACACUUCCACUAAAGAUGGUGAGAAAUUUUUGGUGGAAACUUCAAAGGAACCAACAAUGGAUGAGGCGACAGUUACUGAUGAACCAUUGUCAAAGGAUAUGGAUAAAAACAUUUCAAGUAUCACGGAAUUUGUGGGAAGAAAGACUGCAGCAUAUUUAGAAACUUUAAUACAGUCAAAUACUACUUCAGUAAUUUUGCCAUCAAAUACCAAUGAUUUUACUCAUUCCUUAGAGGAUUUAAUCCCAGCAUCUACCUCGACAAAUCUCGAUGAUCUCGUCUAUUCACGAAAAAUUUCCAACUCAUUUCUCCUAAAUACGAAAGAUGGAUUUACGAAGAUGACGGAAAAACCGGAUCUAUCGUUUGCUAAAACAAAUUCGGAAAUUAUUCGAAUAAAAGAAAAUGAAGCGGAAUUAAAAGGAAGAACCGUUACUGAACCAAUGGAAACGAUGAUUUCCAACGCAGGCGACUAUACUACGGUUAUUCCGGUUGUAACGAAUACGGAAAACAGAACACUAACUAGCACUUCCCUGUCAUCAAAUGAUGGAGAAGUGUCGGUGACAACAAGUAAAACGUUGACAACGGAUAAUUCUCAGGAAUUAUUUGUUACUUCAAAUGGUUCAUCAUCGUUUAUUGAAUCAUCAGGGAUAAUGAAAGUAACAGGUUCGUCAAAGGUUACAAGUAAUCUUUCUGAGGAUUCUAGAUUAUCAACGAUUCCAAAAAUGGGUUCAUCAGAUGAAACCAUGGUUGUUAACUUCAUCUCAGAUGGAAAUCAUGAAUUAAUCAGUAGUAGCAAAUCAUCCGAUAUAUCUUCUACAACUUCAUUUACUGUAAAUAUCAAUGAAAAAUCGAAGUCAUUACUGCAAAGAGUUUCAUGA